AGGGCAGCAAGUCUGACUCAGCAGAGACCAGGGAGCGCUCCUCACAGUCUGCAAACCACAGACCAGUCAAGCACUGCCAUCAUCAGGAGGCUGUGACCGGCUGAGCCAUGUCCACCCUGAGGUUUGGGCAGCACCUUAUCAAGGCCUCAUCCGUGUUCCUGCAGACGGAGCUGUCCUUUGCUCUGGUUAACAGGAAGCCUGUGGUGCCGGGUCAUGUGUUGGUGUGUCCGCUGAGACCUGUGGAGCGUUUUCGAGACCUCCGUCCAGAUGAGAUGACUGAUUUAUUCUGCACCACUCAGAAGGUGGCCAACAUGGUGGAGAAAGUCUUCAAUGCCUCCUCCCUCACCAUCGCCAUACAGGAUGGCCCUGAAGCCGGACAAACUGUGAAGCAUGUCCACGUCCACGUGCUGCCCAGGAAGCCAGGCGACUUUGAGAGGAACGAUAGCGUUUACGAUAAGCUGCAGAAGCAUGAUCAAGAAGAGGAGGACGUUUCUUCCAAGUGGAGGUCAGAAGAGGAGAUGGCAGCAGAAGCUUUAGAACUGAGGAAACAUCUUGAGUAAACACAAACUGGAAAGGACAAAAGGUUUAAAAAAUACAUAGAAGUAAAAUAUGUGUCAGCCAAGGAAUAGAAAAUACUUUGUUAGAGGUCUCAGUCCAUCACAUCUGAACCUUCUUCUGGAUGUAAAGUACAUUUAUUUCCAUUCUGAUUUUCUGCUGUUAAAAACAACAAAAGGCACCUUGAAUUUCUUUUUAAAAAAAAGUCAGUUUGAGGUAUUUUUCAGUUAACAUCUGCUUCACCAGCCGCAAACUCAACAGCUUUGUGAUUAUUAACCCUUAUUUUAGUGACUAAUAUGGCCGAGGGGUCAUUUAUGACCCCAUUGACUUUAUAUUGGAAUAUGCCUAUAUGAUGGAUUUUUUUAAGAUUCUUCAUAUUUAGUUCACUCCCUAAUAUAGUUUUCCAUUAUCUAGGUAUGGAAUUUCAUAUUUAUUUUGACAAAAACUAGGCAAAAACACAGUGAUUGCCUUGUCUGUUACAUCAUGAAAGUGAAAUUUCACUGAGUACAGUAUGUAUUAGAACGUGGUAGGAUAGUUACAGCAUCACAAUAUUCCAUAAAAUUGUAUAUCAGAGUGGUCUGUUACCUCAGAGAUACGCUGGCUGCAUCUCCAUCAAUGGAGCUAUUUUCAUCCUCACUCUGGGCAUCAAGAAUCAGUCUCAGUGCUUGUGCAGCAGUAAAUCUUGCUCUUCUAUGUCUGUUGGCUUCCCUGCAAAACAGUUAAAAUAUGAUUAGCGUUGGCAAAUUGCAAUAUCAUCUGAAGCUAUAAUGUUGAACAUCUCAUAGAUCUCACUGGGCUCAUCAGUGACCCCACACAAGUUUGAAUUAUAGUUGGCAUAUGGAUUGGCCGAUCCUUGCAAAAUUCUAUGAGCACAUGCAGGACAAAUAGAUUGACAAAUUCACGGUAGGAAACCUUGUUCCCAUUUGAGUUGGAUGAAUGGUGCACAAACAUAUAUGCCCGGUGUCAUAAAUGGCCCCACUUGGCCACUUGAGGGUUAAACUGUAUUUGGUUUGUUCAAUUUAUGGCUUCAGAAAAUAACGGGACUGUUUAUAAAAAUUUCAGUCACUCCCAAAUGGUUAAGGUGAUAUUUUUGUUAAACCUC
This is a messenger RNA of Thalassophryne amazonica, 1657 nucleotides long. RefSeq names its product fragile histidine triad diadenosine triphosphatase (gene fhit). Gene Ontology annotation, molecular function: bis(5'-adenosyl)-triphosphatase activity; ubiquitin protein ligase binding. Lineage: Eukaryota; Metazoa; Chordata; Actinopteri; Batrachoidiformes; Batrachoididae. Gene Ontology annotation, cellular component: cytoplasm; plasma membrane; nucleus. The coding region runs from base 108 to 560 and encodes 150 amino acids. The transcript has 7 exons. The record is from RefSeq and is a predicted model, not a curated record. Gene Ontology annotation, biological process: diadenosine triphosphate catabolic process; negative regulation of proteasomal ubiquitin-dependent protein catabolic process; purine nucleotide metabolic process.